Messenger RNA from Necator americanus (New World hookworm), 441 nucleotides. RefSeq lists its product as uncharacterized. Lineage: Eukaryota; Metazoa; Nematoda; Chromadorea; Rhabditida; Ancylostomatidae. The transcript is spliced from 2 exons. The record is from RefSeq and is a predicted model, not a curated record. Bases 1 to 441 code for a protein of 146 amino acids.
AUGUUGCUGUCGUCAACAGCGGAAACAAUAGCGACACGGGUUCAUCUAAGGGCACUCCUAUGCAAAUAUGAGCUGCGCAAAACGGUUUCUUACGGACUUCAGGGAUACGUAAGGGACGGAUUAAAACCAUUAAAAUGGAUCUUUCUAAUAAGUGUAUGGCAUCCACUGUUAUCACCAAUAUUAUUAUUAUUAUUAUUAUUAUUAUUAUUAUUAUUAUUAUUAUUAUUAUUAUUAUUAUUAUUAUUAUUAUUACUAUUACUAUUAUUAUUAUUAUUAUUAUUAUUAUUAUUAUUAUUAUUAUUAUUAUUAUUAUUGUUAUUAUUAUUAUUAUUAUUAUUAUUAUUAUUAUUAUUAUUAUUAUUAUUAUCAAAAAGGAUAAAGUCACUGGCGUAUCAAUCCACUUGGGAUGCACCAAAUGCGUUUUUUUACUGGAAUUCGUAG